AUGUUAGGACCUCUAGCCCUGGGAGCCAUCUGCUUGCUUGCCUUCUUGAUCGUCGUCCUGAGCAACGGCGGUCUCCGUACGGAGGCCAGCAUGUCCGCGUCCGCAUUCUCACUUGACGACUACGAGGACGGCAGCGACGACGACGACUCGUCGUCUUUCUCCUUCACCUUCCCUGAGACCCAGACACGCGGGCUGGCGUUCGGGUUCUACGACGAGACGUGCCCGGGCGCCGAGGAGAUCGUCUCGUCCACCGUGCGGAAGCUCUACCACGCUGACCCCAACGUCGCUGCCGCGCUCGUCCGCCUCUUCUUUCACGACUGCUUCAUCCACGGCUGCGACGCCUCGGUGCUCCUGGACCGCAUCAACGGCCGCAAGUCGGAGCGGGACGCCGCCCCGAACCAGUCGCUUCGAGGCUUCGGCGCCGUCGAGGCGAUCAAGGCGAGGCUGGAGGCGGCGUGCCCCGGGACCGUUUCCUGCGCGGACAUCCUGGCCCUCGCCGCGCGGGACAGCCUCGUCCUGGUGGGCGGGCCGAGCUACCCGGUGCUCACCGGCCGCUGCGACAGCUCCGAGAGCUUCUACGACGAGGUGGGCGCGCACUUCCCGGCCCCGAACGCCACCUACGCCAUGACGCUCGACGCGUUCGCGCGCCGCGGCUUCACGGAGCGAGAGACCGUCGCGCUCUUAGGAGCGCACAGCAUCGGGAAGGUGCGGUGCAAGUUCUUCAAGGACAGGAUCUACAACUUUGCCGGGACCGGCGAGCCGGACGACUCCAUCGACCCGGACAUGGUCGGCGAGAUGCGCGCUGCGUGCGGCGGCGACAGCGACGGCACGGCGCCGAUGGAGAUGGGGUACUAUAGGCGGGGCAGGGAGGUGGGUUUCGGCGCGCACUACUACGCGAAGCUGCUGGAGGGCCGGGGCAUCCUGCGCGCGGACCAGCAGCUCACGGCGGGGAGCACCGUCCGGUGGGUGCGCGUUUACGCGUCCGGGGGGCGCGGCGAGGAGGUGUUCCGCGAGGACUUUGCGCACGCCAUGGUUAAGCUUUCGGCGCUCGCGCCGCUCACCGGGUCAGACGGGCAAGUUCGGAUCACCUGCUCAAUGCCCGUCGAGGACUCUGAACCGUAACUUGUAUAUGCAUGCUGGUAUAAUGAACUAGUGCUAA
Phragmites australis (common reed) is the source of this 1159-nucleotide messenger RNA. Its product is annotated as putative Peroxidase 48. The transcript is spliced from 3 exons. Gene Ontology annotation, molecular function: heme binding; peroxidase activity. Bases 1 to 1122 code for a protein of 373 amino acids. Gene Ontology annotation, biological process: response to oxidative stress; hydrogen peroxide catabolic process. Gene Ontology annotation, cellular component: plant-type cell wall; plasmodesma. Lineage: Eukaryota; Viridiplantae; Streptophyta; Magnoliopsida; Poales; Poaceae. The record is from RefSeq and is a predicted model, not a curated record.